UGGCAGGGGAGGAGGAGAGGGAGAGAGAGAGAGAGAGAGAGAGAGAGAAACGAGAGCGGUUCAAGACCUCAAUGGAUAAACGUGCUGUACUGAUGUUCUCGUAGUCUACACUCUGAGUUUCCUUGGCAAGUUUUUGCACCUCUGCAGGAUUUUCCUGAGCUCGAAUGUGCUGCUUCUUCUGCUGUUAAUUUCCUAGACACACCUUCUCCAACUCAACAGGUAAUAGGGCCUUCAAUAACAAAGUCCUAAGCCUUCCACGUCCUCGUCCUCCAAGAACGACACGUUUCAUUCAGUUUUUCCGACCCCCGUGUUUGUUCCCCUGAUGGGCGCCAUACCAGACUGCAGGAUCGUCUUACUUUCAUCAGCGUCGAUAACCUCUUCCGAGCCCUAACCCGCCUCACCGAAAACACCGACAGCAACACCAGAUGGAGACGAAAGACAUGAUGAUGACAAGCGUGUUGACAAAGGACAAAUGGGAGGCCGGGGCCGAGCGAGGCAAAGGGAGCGAGGAGGCGAAAGACGAAGGGACGCAGGAGGAAAACUGUCGACUGAUGCUGGCCGACGGUCUGGCGGAGAGAGGACCGAAGAGCCCGGGUUCCGGUCAACAGGUGUCCAACGGCUUCACCACGUCUGGCCCUCAGGGCUCCAAGGAAGGAGCGGGGCUUCCGGAUGCUUCCCCCGCAGGUACGGCGUCCGCGCCUGCAGGGGCCUCCUCCGCGCCGGCGGGAGGCCUCAGGACUCUCGUGGUCCAACAAACCACCUUGGACCGUCCUAGAGAGACCUGGAGCAAGAAGAUGGACUUCUUACUCUCUGUGAUUGGCUACGCAGUGGACCUGGGCAACGUGUGGCGUUUCCCCUACGUCUGCUACCAAAAUGGAGGAGGUGCCUUUCUGCUGCCCUACCUGCUGAUGGCGGUGUUUGGAGGUGUGCCUCUCUUCUACAUGGAGCUGGCUCUCGGUCAGUUUCACCGCAAUGGCUGCAUCUCCAUCUGGAAACACAUCUGCCCCAUCUUCAAAGGUAUUGGCUUCGCCAUCUGCAUCAUAGCCCUCUACAUUGCCUUCUAUUACAACACCAUCAUGGCCUGGGCCUUGUACUACCUGUUGUCGUCAUUCCAGCCCACCCUGCCCUGGACCACUUGCACCAACAGCUGGAACACGGCCAACUGUAACAGCUACAUGUCCACCGACCACAAUGUCUCCUGGACCAACUCCUCCACCUCCCCCGCCGAGGAGUUCUAUACUCGACACGUGUUGCAGGUCCACCGCUCUUCGGGUCUGCACCAGUUAGGUUCCAUCAGCUGGCAGCUGGCCCUCUGCCUUCUCUUCAUCUUCACCAUUGUCUACUUCAGUAUCUGGAAGGGAGUCAAGACAUCUGGAAAGGUGGUCUGGGUGACCGCUACAUUCCCUUACCUGGUCCUCCUGGUGCUGCUCGUCCGUGGGGCCACUCUUCCAGGGGCUUGGAGGGGCGUGGUCUUUUAUCUGAAACCUGAUUGGGGGAAACUGCUCAGCACAACCGUGUGGAUCGACGCCGCGGCUCAGAUCUUCUUCUCGCUGGGUCCGGGCUUUGGCGUGCUCCUCGCCUUUGCCAGCUACAACCCCUUUCACAACAAUUGCUACAAAGACGCGUUGAUCACCAGCUCGGUCAACUGCCUCACCAGCUUCCUGUCUGGCUUUGUGAUUUUCACCGUGCUGGGCUACAUGGCUGAGAUGAGGCAGCAGGAUGUGGAUGCUGUCGCCAAAGAUGCCGGACCCAGUCUGCUUUUCAUCAUUUAUGCAGAAGCCAUUGCAAACAUGCCGGCUGCAACUUUCUUUGCCAUUAUCUUCUUCCUCAUGAUCAUUAUGUUGGGUCUGGAUAGCACGUUCGCCGGCUUGGAGGGUGUGAUCACCGCCAUGCUUGAUGAGUUCCCCAACAUCUUGGUCAAAAGAAGAGAGUGGUUUGUCUUCGGUCUGGUGUGCGUCUGCUACCUGGGGGCGCUCACCACGCUCACUUAUGGCGGAGCGUUCGUGGUGAAGCUGUUUGAAGAAUACGCCACAGGUCCUGCAGUCAUCACCGUGGUGCUGCUGGAAGUCAUCGCCGUUUCCUGGUUCUACGGAACCAACCGUUUUUGCAACGACAUCCAGGUCAUGCUUGGUUUCUACCCCGGGUGGUUCUGGAGGAUCUGCUGGGUCGCCAUCUGCCCCAUCUUUCUGCUGUUCAUCAUCAUCAGCUUCCUGGCCUUCCCUCCAGAGGUGAAGCUGUUCGACUACCAGUACCCACCCUGGACCACGGUCCUUGGCUACUGUAUCGGCGUGUCCUCUUUAAUCUGCGUGCCUGCUUACAUGGUCUACCACCUCGUCAAUUCCAAAGGCACACUCAAACAGCGUCUGUCAAAGAGCAUCACUCCCGAGCCCAGCAACGAUCAACACAGAGGCUUCAUCGUCACCAACGCAGUCUGACCCGGACCCGCACCAGUGCCAUCUUCCACCGACCACCGCUUUUGCCUCUCGUUCACACAUUUCUUGCACCCCGUGUGUCUUUGUAACCCCCCGAAAACCUCGGAAUAACCGGUCGUGACGUAGGCGAAGGCUUUUGAACGCAUCGCUUUCUUUACUGUAUAAUCACUGCCUUUUUCUUCAGGUCACACAUGAUUCUAUGCGUUAUGUCGGACUAUACGUUAUUAUGUUCCCGUUCACGGUGAGUCGAAGAAUACACCCAUAAGUUUAUGCAUUGUGCAUGUAGCGAAAUUCAGGUAUUAUCUCUUAUAUUUGUUAUUGAAGCCAAAUAUAUGAUCUUUGUUCUGCUCAUAUUACAAGCACUAAUGGUGUUCCGUUCAUGUUUGGACUGUAAAGACAGAUCUAUCGACACUGUGAAGCAGUGUGUGUGUGUGUGUGUGUG
Molecule: messenger RNA, 2874 nt
Organism: Nerophis lumbriciformis (worm pipefish)
Lineage: Eukaryota; Metazoa; Chordata; Actinopteri; Syngnathiformes; Syngnathidae
Gene: slc6a4a
Product: solute carrier family 6 member 4a
Biological process (GO): amino acid transport; serotonin uptake; sodium ion transmembrane transport
Cellular component (GO): synapse; neuron projection; plasma membrane
Molecular function (GO): serotonin binding; serotonin:sodium:chloride symporter activity
Source: RefSeq, a predicted model, not a curated record